Messenger RNA from Camellia sinensis, 946 nucleotides. NCBI's taxonomy places the organism in Eukaryota, Viridiplantae, Streptophyta, Magnoliopsida, Ericales, Theaceae. The record is from RefSeq and is a predicted model, not a curated record.
GAAAAUAUCCGUCAAACUACGUCAUCUAAGGGCACAGCACCAAAGCUGUCAAUCGCCUCACAGCACCCAACCCUCUCCCUGGCAAAACCCUACUCUCGCUCAUCUUCUCUCUCUCUCUCUCUCUCUCAGCAACAUGAUCGGCGGCGAGAUUGUUCAAUGGUUCAAUCUUCUUAUUUGAGAAUAUAGCAAGAUGAAUUUCGUGUCAUCACUUUGUAGAAGAUUGAAUCUCAAUGAGCUAGUUACAAAUGUUCCUAUCUACAGCACUGCUAGUGAUGUUACUGGAGGAGGAUUGAGUUUGACAUUCAGGCGCUGGGCUACUAAAAAGACAGCAGGAUCCACAAAGAAUGGGCGAGACUCAAAACCAAAGAAUCUUGGGGUGAAGAAGUUUGGUGGAGAGAGAGUGAUUCCUGGGAAUAUCAUUGUUCGCCAAAGAGGAACCCGCUUCCAUCCAGGAAACUAUGUCGGAAUGGGGAAGGAUCACACCCUCUAUGCUAUGAAGGAAGGUUGUGUCAAGUUUGAACGGCAUAAGUUGAGUGGACGAAAGUGGGUGCAUGUUGAGCCCAAGGAAGGCCAUCUGCUCCACCCUGCCUACUCAAGUGCUGAUGCGGCUCCUAAGCUGAAGACCAUUGCUUAAGUUUCUACAUUUUUGUGUUCAUUAAUGUUAAAUAUUUGAUGCUCUACUUUGGUGGCCUGAGCUUGUACAACUCAUGCCGAAUCUGAAUUUUUGCAGGCAAAUUGUGGUACUCAUCUAUUGGACUAAAAAAAUGGUUACCUUGGCAUGUCAUCGCCACGGGCCGAGAUUUGGAGAAUAAGGGUAAUUAGGUAACAUAACAAGGGCUGACUUUUUUAUUUCUAUUUUUAUUUUUAUAAUAAUUAUGUAAAAUCCAGAAAUGGAUAUACAGUAGCAACUUAAUUCCAUCAAUGAAAGACAUUGGUUUCAUAGACA